Messenger RNA from Chenopodium quinoa (quinoa), 3483 nucleotides. RefSeq lists its product as uncharacterized. The transcript has 9 exons. Gene Ontology annotation, molecular function: cysteine-type peptidase activity. Gene Ontology annotation, biological process: proteolysis. Lineage: Eukaryota; Viridiplantae; Streptophyta; Magnoliopsida; Caryophyllales; Amaranthaceae. The record is from RefSeq and is a predicted model, not a curated record. Bases 367 to 2844 code for a protein of 825 amino acids.
UAGGAUUAGGAUCAUGUAAAAACAAGUCUUAGGGUGAAAACAUGAAAACAAUUAAUCCCAGCCGUAGAUUAUAAUCUAGCGGAUGAUAUUUAAUGUAUAUAUAUCCUAAUUUUCUCUCUCCUCCCGCGAAAACACUUUCUCUUUCCUCUGUUAUUUUCUUCCUCCUCUUCCUUCUCUCUUCACUUUCUCUCUCCUAAUUUCUCGACAUUAGCGAACUCCUUCAGCAACACCGCUUCAAUUACCAUCAGCGAACUCCUUCAGCAACACCGCUUCAAUUACUUUGAUUUUUAGCAAUUUCUCAGCUCUACGAUCUAUUAUCAGGGUGCAACAAGGAUUUUCAUUCGAUUUGGAUUAGAUUUUAUUCCUAUGGUGAGAACUAGAGGUGGUGCUACUUUUAAAAAAAGGAGAGGCCUUCGUAGCUCAACAGGAGGAGUUAAAUUGAAAGAUACAGGAGCAUGUAUCAAUCUCGAUCAUGAAGAUGAAGAGCAUAUUGAUGGUGGAAGAAAAAUGAUCGAUGAUGAUACUAACAGAGAUAAAGAUGCUUGUAUUGAAAAAGGAUUGAAAAAGAAAGCUAUCACUAAGAAAAAGAAACCUUCUAACAUUGAGAAUGCUAUACCUUUGUCAACUGUGAUGGAAGGAAAGAAGGGGAAUGAGUCUUCUUCUUCACAUGCUAUUGUUUUGCCAGCUAAGAAGAGAAAGUUGGAUGAAAAUGAAGGUCUUAAAGUGAAGAAAGUGAAGGCAAAUAAGGAUAAGAACAUUGUGAUUCAUAGGCAAGAAUCUGCAAUCAUAGAUAGUGAUGUACAUAUGGUGCAACGAGGAUUUAAAACACGUUGCAGGCCAUUUCAUUUAGUAGAGAUGAUUAAAACUUUUUCAGAUGAUCAAAUCAAGGCUGUUAAAGAAAUUGGCUUUGGAGGUUUGUUAUCUUUGAAGGUGAAACGAACUGCAACUGAUAUGCUAUCAUGGUUGGUAGAUUGUUUUGAUCAUGGUAGCUGCAUGUUUACUAUUGAUGGUAAAAAAGAUUUUGUUGUGACUGAAUUUGAUGUGUAUGAUGUUUUUUGCCUUCCUUGCAAAACAUCUAAGAAAGUUGAAGAAAUUUCUCGCUGUGCUAAUGUCAUCAACCCUGAUUAUGAUUUAAAGGUUAAAUGGAGGUCUCAUUUUGGUCUUAUGGGUGAGAAUGAUCAGAUUCCUUUGGGUUUUUUGGAAUCUAAGAUCCCUUUACUAGUAGAUGGCGGGGAAGAAUUCAGACAGCUUUUUAUCAUGCAUGCUUUUUCAAGUUUUUUAGCACCUACGUCCAACAGAACUGUGGAUUUGAGAAUUGUAAAAUGUUUGGUUGAUGUUAAUCAAAUAAGAAUUUAUAAUUGGUCAAAAUAUGUCUUAGAUAGACUUUGUGAAGCCGUGAAGAGCUACAAAGAAGGAAAUAUAGAAUGGUUUUGUGGUUGUGUUUUGAUGUUAGAGAUUAUCUAUUUUCAUCGAUUGAGGUUUAGGAAUGUUGUGUUAAAUUCUACAAUACCUUUAAUUCAACAUUGGACUGAUGUGGAUAUAAGAGAUAGAAUUAGAAAUGAAAAGUUGUCCAAGGGUUUUGGGUGUGGAAUUCUUGAGUUUGAUACAUAUCCAGUGAGUGAGAAGUUGCAAUUUGAGGAUGGACAAGUUGUUUGUAAUCAAUUCAAGGAAGCUCCUGUGAAUCAAACUUCUGGAAAAGAAUCUGUUGUUUAUGAAGGUGUCCGUAGCAAUGUUAAGGGUGUUAUUCAGUUUGAGCUACCUGCCAGUUCAAUGUCUAAUGAGGAAAUCCGUUCAAUUGCUAUUGAUGAAGUUUAUGAGAAGUUUUUGCUCAUGAAAAGAGAUUUAGAAGUGGUAUCUAACUUCUACAUGAAUGAGUUGAAAGUGUUAUUUCAGACUCGUAAAUCUAAUGAUGCUUCAACUUCGACACCUCCAAUGUCCCAAACUGAUUUAUUCUUUAUGAAUCCUCGUGUUCAUGAAAUUGUUGAUGAGAUUGUGUCUCUUGUAAAUUGGGUAAGCAAAGUGCCUAAUGGUUUGGAUGAUGAUGAUAUUGAUGAUAAUGGUGCACCUGCAAAAGAGAUUAAUGUUGUAGUUGGUGAGGUUCCAAGGAUAGGUUUUGAGCAUGUUUUGAGUAAUGGAAAAUCUAAAUGCUCCCUUGAUAUGGAUGUUAGUCUCUUUGGUGAUAAAGUUACAUAUGUAACUGAAUAUAUGAAGUCAAGUAAUAAGGAUAUGAAGGUUUUGGAUGCAGUUGUCCAGGAACUUGUUGACUACUGCAUUAGUGAUUAUCAUGGUUUCGAUCUCAAUGAGGUGUUGGUAUCUUUUGGCAAACCAUUUGAGAUUACAAGGAAUGAAUUCCUUUCAUUAGGUGCACCGGCUAUUGCUAUAUCUUCUGUUAUUAUUGAUUGUUGGGCUAUGUUGCUUAAUGAAAACCAGAAGAGUAGUGCACAUGGACCUCAAAAACUAUAUUUUGGUGUUUCUCAAAGUGCUUUUUUACUGAAAGUUGCAAACACAGAUAGUAACACACAAGACAUUGACAAGCUAUUUGACAUUUGGUCAAGAUGGUUGUUCAUUCCUUGCAAUGAUUUUGAUAUUGCAAAUGUUGAGUUGAUAUUUGUUCCUAUACUCUUGAAUGAGCACUUUUUCCUAAUUGUUGUGAAUUUGAAGGAAGAAAAGCUUCAGUUCAUUGAUAAUAUGAGUUAUGAUACAAAGUACAUGAGUGAGGUUGAGAAGUUCUCUGAUGUUCUGAGUGAUAUGCUGAGUACUUUUCUUGAUCAACGCCUUCCUCAAAGUAAUGACUCAGUGAAGAACAUGAUUGAGUAUACUUUGGAGUCACCUUCUGUAAAUUGAAAGUCUGGAAAACAGAAGAAUAAUGAUAGUGGCAUUUAUACUAUGGUCAGCAUGCUUUACUUUGAUGGAGCUGAUGUGUUCGACUGCGAUGUUUUGAAAACGGUUAUCUCGUCUCAUUUUUUUUAUUUGGCUUUCAAUUUUUAUUAUAUUAACUAUUUCCUCCAUGGAAUUUAACUAGCUUUUUUAUUCUAAUUUUUGCUUAAAUUAAUAUAUUAGGUUUCAACUAGACGGACAUUGAGAGCUCAGAUUGCUGCUACUCUGGUAUUAUCUGAUAUGAACAUUGUCAGAGAUGAAGUUCUUGAAAAGCUAUCUGAAUUCAGAUUAAUAAGGAGUCAAGUUGCAAAAGAUGUUUUUGAUGGGAUUAAGAAGAAAACAAAGCAAGGUAAAAAGGAAAAGAAAGUAUAGGCAGACUAACGAAUAUGUGGAUGAAGUUUUUUGCUCGGAAGUAUUUGUAUUUUGCACAGAAGUAGGAAAUCUAAUGUAAUGAUGUAGUUUGCAUCAACAAAUGGAUAAUCUAACAAAAUUGUAUAAGUGUUAAUAUAGAACAAUAUGAUAUGAUUCCAGUUCAUACAAAGCUUUUGAAUUGGUGGUAUUGGUAGUUCUUUUGAUAUGUAAUCUUUAAUUGACAUUCAAGAAGUU